AUGGUCGCCCUCUCGGCCCUGGGUGCUCUCCUACUCGCUGCCAACCUCACGUCUUUUGACCCGAGCACCGACCGUCCCAGUGCCAAUGACAUGGCGAAAACGAUCUUUGUCGUCCGUGCUGACUUGUCUGGUGGACGGUUUGCGUCUGCCAAGCCCGUGUCCAACGUCACGUUUCCCGUCGCCGAUCCUGCAUCAACCGUGUACAUUACGUUCGACAGUGCGUCGAAAGCGGUGAACGCUGUGAUGCCUCCCAAGGCAAUAACUAACUUUGUGUACGCACUCAUCUUCAGCUACAGCGGCGGGCCACGCGUUUGCGACGCCAUGGCGGGCAGUGCCUCCAAGCUCAAUGCGUCGGUCGAGCUCCAGUACGCAGACGGGAGCUCAGGUCGGACGAGUUCAGCCAAGUGGUCGUCCGCGUCGACGCUGGCUGCUUGGACGCUGCAGUGCAAUUUGAAAGCAAGGACGGCCGCCGUCUCGUUCCGCCUCGGCUUCACGCGACGAGAGUACAUGCGUUUGCACCCGUCCUCGACCAUGGAGCGGUGCGGCGACUCGAUCUACCCUAGCAAGAUUGACCCAAGUGUCAACGUCGCUUUCACCGCGCCCAACGGAACGUGGGAACAGCAAACGAUCGCGGACGAUGCCACACUCUUUUUCGUCUACAAAGUGCCACUUUCGGGCCCGAUGCUCAACGCCGCUGCUGCACUCGAGGUGCCGCCGGUCCUCACGCGCUCGUACGUGGCCCAACCUCCCCGGACCUCCAUCCUCACGGGCGCGCUGUUCGUUCAAGAGCUCGUGAAAUCGCCGAACCCGACGCGCUUCCACAGGGUAGCCCGAAUGUCCGAGCCGACUUUCCUCCUCCUCGAGAAGGUGCUCAUCGCUAUCUACAUCUACUCGGGCUCGUCCAGCCGUCUCGCCCCAGAGCGCUCUCAACACAGCGGCGAGAAGACGAUCUAG
Messenger RNA from Saprolegnia parasitica CBS 223.65, 954 nucleotides. RefSeq lists its product as hypothetical. Lineage: Eukaryota; Oomycota; Saprolegniomycetes; Saprolegniales; Saprolegniaceae. The record is from RefSeq and is a predicted model, not a curated record. The transcript is spliced from 4 exons. Bases 1 to 954 code for a protein of 317 amino acids.